Messenger RNA from Anneissia japonica, 2593 nucleotides. Its product is annotated as mitochondrial potassium channel-like. The record is from RefSeq and is a predicted model, not a curated record. Lineage: Eukaryota; Metazoa; Echinodermata; Crinoidea; Comatulida; Comatulidae. The transcript has 2 exons. The coding region runs from base 83 to 1075 and encodes 330 amino acids.
CACUCAAACUGGUCUCGCUCGAAAUCGCUCAAGGUUCGAAUGAAUGGACUUAGCUUAGGCGACGUUCAUCAUUUCAGCUAAAAUGUCUCGAAGGUUGGACUUAAAAAAACUUAUGUUUACCUCAAAUAUACCUCAACCUAAAGGGGCCACUGCUGUACACUUAGAAAAAUUUCUAGACAAAACUAUGUAUGCACUUACUAGCGGUCGGAUUUCACGAAUUAUUGCUGCUUACGAAGACUUCAUGGGCAUUAGAGAAGUAAAAGCAUCUCAGGAAAAGGUUACCGAAGCCGAAAAUAAUUAUAUUCAAGCUAGAAACCAUGUUAAAAAGGCUAAUAUCGAAGUCAAUGAGAUACAAGCAAAAUUAAAAACUAUACGUAGAAAGCUAGACAGAACACCUCGUGAUGACCCACGGUUUCUAGAGAUUGCCACCGAAGAACACCAGCUCCUGCAAGUGGAGAAGCAAAUCAAAGACUGGUGGAUUCAAGUCGACAACAAAGAAAGAGAAGCUCUGGAUGCCUUUUCUGCUGCAUUCCGUGAAACCAAAGAGAAACAGCAGACUCAGGAAGAUCGUGUUAAGUACUGGUCGUUAAUGUUUUCCCUUAUCGGAACAUGUAUAGGUGUGAUUGGAACUAGUAUAGUGAACUGGCGUUGGAGACGUGAACUAAAGAAAAUUACUGGAAUAACUGACCUUGAUUCUGAAACCUCUAAAAGUUUAAACUUGUUAAAAGAAGAUGUUUCAUCAAUGAAAGCUAUUGUUGAUUCCUUAGAUCUAGGCAGUGGAACAGACAGUGGAUUUAAAGGAAUGUCAAAGGAACAAGAACAGCAACUCUUGCAGCAGAAAGAAGAGAUAAAAUCGUUACUGAAAAACCAGCAAGCAGAAAUUACAAAAGAAUUACUGGCAGUGAAGAGAAGUGUUGCUAUAGGUGGAGGAGAUGGCAAUGCUAUUGAGGAAUUAGUUAGCAACGCUGAGCAGAAACUUGAGUGGGAGGUGAAAAUGAGCGCAUUAUCAACUGUUGUUUUUAUCUAUGGAGCGUUCGCUCUAACAUUGCCAAUUCUAUAUAGUAUAUUCAAGUAAGGCCAUUGUCUUCCAGUUUUAACAGAACGGUAGUAGUUCAUAUCGGGAUGCCAGUAAAUUUUAAGAUAUUAAAGUGUAUAUAAGAAAAUAAAGGUAUAUUUGUAAGAUGGGAAAAGCUAAGAAUUAUUUUAUUAUCAGUUAUUAUAUUAACAUAUUAUUAUUUCAUUAUUUGCUUGUUGUAACCCCAUUUAGGAGUUUCCAAUAUACAGUAGUUAUUUUAUGUAAUUAUACAAUAUUGCAGCUUUAACAACAUGAAUUCAACCUCUUUGUGUAGUUUAUUCAUACUUGUGUAAUGAUUAAGUGUCUUUUGGGUUUUUUUUCUUGGUUGUAUUAAGGCCAACCUAGACAGUGUUAUGAUGCAGCCCAACAAUGCGAUUUGUUAUUGCAUCUGGUCUGUGUGAGGCGAUAGGUUUACGUCGGAGACUAUUUAAGCAUGUUUAAUAUUCCCACUAUGACCUGAAGACUGUCCCCGAAGAUUAAUCGCUUUGGGUUGGGGGUGGGGGGCUGUGUCGUACGAUGCUGUCUGAUUUGGCUUUAACUUUAACUUGCAUACGCUUGAAAUGAAACAUAUUGUAGCAUCAAGUUAGCCCCUACUCUUAUAAAAAUGCAAGGGGGUCUUUAAAGUGCACACUUUAUCCGAAGGCUGGGCAAGGAGCAACUCGAACCAGUACCGAUGUUAAGGCUGCUGUACUAUUCAGCCACUAGACUUUCCCACUAAGUUCAAGUAUAGAAGUGAAUAAUUAUUGUUGGUUGCUUGGUUACAGUAAUCACCAAAUGCCAUACAGAAUGAAUUUUGCUCGAUUGCUACUUAGUGAAUAAAAUACUGGCUAUAUGUUAAUUAUUUAUUAAGUAAAAACAAAUUCAGUAUUAUACAACAAUGUUAUUUACAUUUGUAAGGUGCUUUCGGCUUGAUCAUUCUUAAUUUUUAAUCUGCUAGUACUAAUAUUUAAUAGGUAAUUUUAUCCAAAGAAUCAUGUAUAAGGUGUAAUAAUGCAUGUUCACGACAUUUAAUUUAAAAGGUUGUUUAAAAGUAAAACCAGCUUUACAAAAGCAAUGGUGGCUCCAGGAAUUCAUAAUAGAGAGAUACUUUCAUAGAUAGAAGGUCCACCCACCUGAGCGCCAUCAUGGUUGGGGCUGAGGUAUGAGAUUUUAUGAUUAUGGCACUGCUAGAUGGCCCGAAUUGGCACUCUCAGGCUUAAAUUUGAAUACAAUUUUCUUUUUUUUCCCUCAAUUUUUAAUUUUGAAAAAUUUAGACGGGGGAUGGGGGGGGGUGAGAUGGGGUGACUGGGCCUCCCUCCUUUGAAUCUGCCACUGAUUAGAUUAUAAUUCUAGGCAAUGGUUGAAAUGUGACAUAUUGAAACAAAAUUACAACACCACAAAUAUUUAGCCAUUAAUAGAUUGGAUUGUUGGUUUGUUUAAGGCCUGUUUCACACUUAUAAUGGUUGAUAAUGUCAAAUAACUAACCAUGUUAAUAGCGAUACCUGUAUUGGAAUAAAUGUAAUGUUGAUCUUAAAUUCA